Colletotrichum graminicola M1.001 is the source of this 1515-nucleotide messenger RNA. RefSeq names its product MATE efflux family protein. The record is from RefSeq and is a predicted model, not a curated record. The transcript is spliced from 2 exons. Gene Ontology annotation, cellular component: membrane. Gene Ontology annotation, molecular function: antiporter activity; xenobiotic transmembrane transporter activity. NCBI's taxonomy places the organism in Eukaryota, Fungi, Ascomycota, Sordariomycetes, Glomerellales, Glomerellaceae. Gene Ontology annotation, biological process: xenobiotic detoxification by transmembrane export across the plasma membrane. Bases 1 to 1515 code for a protein of 504 amino acids.
AUGGCGGAAUCGUCGUCAUCCGAUACGUUGGGCCCGUUGGCCGUGCAGCCCCAGUCCGAGACCACGGCGUUGCUACCGAAGCCUCCGGCGUCCGCCCCUGAUGGAUCCUACCCUAUCCGGCGAUGGCUAGCCGAAAUUCUGCUCCUCGGCAAAGCCGCUAUUCCCGUCAUCCUCGCGUACACGCUGCAGAACAGCCUGCAGACCCUCAGCGUGCUCAUUGUUGGUAGACUGAGCCCCGAGGCCCUCGCGACUGCCGCGUUCAGUUACAUGUUCGCCAUGGCAACAGCUUGGCUCAUAGCUCUGGGCGGGACAACGGCCCUCGACACGCUUGCAUCAAGUAGCUUCACUGGAUCUUCGAACAAGCACGACCUGGGCAUACUGUUGCAGAGAGGCAUGAUCGUCUUAUCGGCAUUCUACGCCGUUGUGGCAGUGCUGUGGUGGUUCUCUGAGCCGGUGUUCCGAGCAUUGGGUCAAGAGGAAUUCAUUUGUGUGCAGAGCUCGGUAUUCUUGCGAUGGCUGAUCCCGGGCGGGUUGGGGUAUGUGUGGUUUGAAGCAAUGAAGAAGUACUUGCAGGCGCAGGCCAUCUAUCGUCCGGGCACCUACGUGCUCCUCAUUACGUCGCCAUUGAAUGCAGGGCUCAAUUAUCUUUUCAUCCACACCUUCGGUCUCGGCCUGUAUGGGGCUCCCAUCGCCACAGGCAUCUCGUACUGGGUUUCUUUCAUGCUCCUCGUGGCGUACGCCGUCUUCGUCCGAGGCAAAGAGUGUUGGGGCGGAUUGGAGUUGCGUAAAGCUGUAAGAAACAUUGGGCCCUUCGCCAAAUUGGCUGUUAUGGGCGUCGUCCACGUCGGCACUGAAUGGUGGGCUUUUGAGAUCGUCGCUCUGGCGGCUGGAAGACUUGGUACGAUCCCACUGGCAGCACAGUCAGUCAUCAUGACUGCGGAUCAAAUCAUCAACACCAUCCCCUUUGGUCUCGGCGUGGCAGCGUCGGCAAGACUAGGGAACUUGUUGGGUGCGCAGCGACCGCGGGAUGCAGCAAUAGCAGCCCAUUCGGCGGCGAUUCUCUCGGUGUUGCUCGGAACCAUCGUUCUCACGGUUCUCAUGGCAACGAAGGAUGUGUUUGGAAAGAUUUUCAACGACGAUGAGCGCGUGAUCCGGCUCGUGGGCGAAGUGAUGCCGUACGUUGCUUUGUUCCAGAUAGCAGACGGAUUAAACGGAUCGUGUGGUGGUGCGCUUCGAGGUAUGGGCCGCCAGUGGGUUGGGGCUGUUGUGAAUCUUAUCAGCUAUUACGGCGGAGCUCUCCCGGCCGGGAUCUACCUUGCCUUCAACGGAUGGGGCCUCGCGGGGUUGUGGGUUGGACAAUGCGUCGCCCUGUACUUGGUCGGAGCGCUGGAAUGGGUCAUUGUUGGGUUCAGCAAAUGGGACAAUGAGUGCCAGCGGGCUCUGGAUCGGCUGGACGACACCAGCAGCGAUAGUGAAGGUGAAGAAGCAGUUAGGACGACCGGUAGCUUGGUCUAG